This is a messenger RNA of Archocentrus centrarchus (flier cichlid), 1243 nucleotides long. RefSeq names its product tubulin folding cofactor C (gene tbcc). Gene Ontology annotation, biological process: tubulin complex assembly; post-chaperonin tubulin folding pathway. Gene Ontology annotation, cellular component: cytoplasm. Gene Ontology annotation, molecular function: tubulin binding. Lineage: Eukaryota; Metazoa; Chordata; Actinopteri; Cichliformes; Cichlidae. The record is from RefSeq and is a predicted model, not a curated record. The transcript has a single exon. Bases 50 to 1093 code for a protein of 347 amino acids.
UCACGAAGAAGAGCAUCAUCACUUCCGCUACAACUGACAGUGCAAAAAUAUGGAAGUAGAGGUAGACGUUAACCAGGAAAAUGGGUUUUCUAGUGAAAACGGCUCUGCCAGGAUACAAGAGCGGCUUCAAAAACGUCACCAGGCGAGGAUCGAGGAUGCCGAGCGGAGGAGGGAGGCUAAAGAGAGUCAGUCUGUCGCCGAGGAAAAAAGCGAAUACUUCUUCAGCGCCUUCAACAGGGAGCGGACAUUUAUCGAGGAGCUUCUGUCCAGCUGCUCCGGAGCUGAUCGCGCUGUGGUCACUCUGAAACUGGAAGAGGCCAAGGCCAAAACUGACCAGCUGCAAAAGUUUUUGAAUGAUAACAUGUUGUUUCUAACGCAGUACGAGCUCAGACAAGCUCAGGCUGCUUUCCAGAAACUCCAGACCUCACUCUCUGAGACCAAAGAGGAGGCUCUGCCAAGGAAGAAGUUUGCCUUUCGAAACCGCACCAAGGCAGCAGAUAAAGCCGCUGCAGAAGAGGCUCAUCCCCCUCCCCCUGAUGAAGGUACACCUGCAGAAGCAGGCGGCACCCAGGUCGAUGGAGAAGCACCAUCCGAGCAGUGUGGCUUCUCCAACAUGACCAAUGAGUUUCUGACCAAGACGGCUGAGGAGCUCCAAAGACGAGCUGUGCUCCUGACUCACCUGACCAACUGCAAAGUCCGUCUGUUCGGCUCCCCCAGCACACUGCACCUGAAAGAGAUCAACAGCUGUGAGAUCCUGUGCGGGCCGGUGUCCAGUUCAGUUUUUGUAGAUAAUUGCAGAAACAGCGUGCUAGCCUUCCCCUGUCAGCAGCUGCGGACCCACAACACCACCGACACACAGGUGUACCUGCACGUAACCAGCCGAGCCAUCAUAGAGGACUGUCGCGGAGUGAGCUUUGCUCCGUUCUCCUGGUCUUAUCCUACCUUGGAGGAGGACUUUACUGUGUCUGGUCUUGACCGGGCCCGAAACAACUGGAUACAGGUGGAUGACUUCAACUGGCUCGCUGCUGGAACACCUUCUCCAAAUUGGACUGUUAUUCCAGAAACUGAUAGAAAAACCAACUGGGACUCGUAGAAUCUGACUUUUAAAGCCCUCAUUUGCUAAAAUAACAGCAGUAUAAGUUUCACAGGAACGGCUUUGUGGCUAGAAUUCACACAUUUAAUGUCCAAGUUGUUUAAUGGAAAACUAAUCUUCACUAAUAUAUUAAAAUAAAAAUUCACCUCA